GCGUGCUAGAUCCAACGAUAUUCUUAGCUGAAUUGCAGCGUGUGUAUGAAAAAACUAUAGCAAAUAAUGACAUCAGUGAAACUUAAUAGUGGCUUUGAGAUCCCACUCGUUAGACUAGGAACUUGGAAAAGCAAGCCGCUGAUGAGAUUAACAAUGCUGUGAAAGCAGUCAUCGAUGCAGGUUAUAGGCACAUCGAUUGUGCUGCUCUUUACGAGAACGAGAAAGAAGCUGGUGCAGUUUUUGAAGGAAAAACUAGCAGUUUUUGAUUUUGAGAUGACUCCCGGGGAGAUGUCUAUAAUAGAAUCGUUCAACGUACCCUGGAGAGCAUGGCUAUACCUAAAGCUGUGGUAAGCGUCUUCAAACUGUACGCAUAGUAGACAGUGUAUCUGGAAAAUAUUUUCCACAGAUUCAAAAGACUAUAACCAACAUGGCGGCAACAAAGAAUGAAUAUCAAGAAUAGCAAUGCGUAAAGCAUAAUGGGCUAUGAGAAAGUCAAGAAUGGGAAAAUUUCUCUCACUCUUCCACAUUUUUUACGGUUAUGGGCUGCCUGUGGUACGACUGUCCGUGACCUCAUAUCAUGUGAUUUACGUCACGCCAGUAAUCCAAUUCCAAGGGAUACCAAGUAGCAGGCAUUUUAGAAUCAUUAUUGCACUACUUUAACAACAAAAUUGUCUCUCCGAUUGCAAGAAUAAUGUUGUCUAAGCUUAACAGUGGUCAUAAUAUCCCACUUCUCGGGCUUGGAACGUGGAAAAGCAAGCCUGGCGAAGUGAAAAAUGCUGUCAUGUGUGCUAUAGAUGCAGGUUACAGACACAUCGACUGUGCUGCGGCGUAUGGCAACGAGAAAGAAGUUGGGGAAGCUCUGAGCGAAAAAUUAAAAGUUGUAGAUAGAAAAGAUUUAUUCAUCACAUCAAAGUUAUGGAACACUAAACACRAUCCUAAUGAUGUUCUUGGAGCCUGUAAAGAGACACUCAAGGACCUACAAUUAGAGUACUUGGAUUUAUAUCUUAUACACUGGCCAAUUUCAUUCCAAGAUGGUGAUAAUAAGUUCCCUAAGGAUGACGCAGGGAGGGUUAUAUAUGCAUAUCACGAUCCAUGUGACACAUGGAAAGCAAUGGAAAAACUGGUUGAAGAGGGUCUAGUUAAGUCUAUUGGUCUUUCAAAUUUUAACAGCAAGCAAGUUGAUGACAUCUGUGCAGUUGCUAAAAUCAAGCCAUCCGUCAACCAGAUUGAAUGCCAUCCAUACCUUACACAAAAACCUCUACUGGAGCACUGCAAAAAGUAUAACAUUUUGUUAACUGCGUUCAGUCCUCUUGGAUCACCUGACCGUCCUUGGGCCAAGCCAGGAGAGCCAAGCCUUCUUGAUGAUCCUAAGAUCACUGCUAUUGCUCAGAAGUAUAACAAAACAGCUGCGCAAGUCUGCAUCAGAUUCCAGAUACAGAGAGGAGUUGCAGUUAUUCCAAAGAGUGUCACACCAAAAAGGAUCAUUGAAAAUUUUCAGGUCUUUGAUUUUGAACUAUCCUCUGAGGAGAUGAGCACGAUUGAGUCCUUCAACAGACCAUGGAGAGCCUGUGUUGUCAAAACAGUGAUUGAUGGCAAAGAAGUUGUAAGAGAUGAAGGCCAUCCUCACUAUCCCUUCAACAUCCCAUAUUAAAUAACAUAAUGAUUUUAUUCUGAAAUAUAUUUCACAUACCUUCACUGUACUGUAAUUCCAGCUUCCCUUUAGUAUGUAAUGAUCUGGUAUACUUUCUUGGACUAUAAAAAGAUAAUUUGAUGUGUAGUGUAAAUCAUUGUCUAAGAUAAGAGUAUGUAAUUAAAAGGUUUGUAAUUGUUGUGGAAUUAAAAAAUGCUGUUUAAUACUUUAA
This is a messenger RNA of Actinia tenebrosa (Australian red waratah sea anemone), 1862 nucleotides long. Its product is annotated as aldo-keto reductase family 1 member A1. The record is from RefSeq and is a predicted model, not a curated record. Lineage: Eukaryota; Metazoa; Cnidaria; Anthozoa; Actiniaria; Actiniidae. Gene Ontology annotation, biological process: aldehyde catabolic process. Gene Ontology annotation, molecular function: alcohol dehydrogenase (NADP+) activity.